Molecule: messenger RNA, 905 nt
Organism: Coturnix japonica (Japanese quail)
Lineage: Eukaryota; Metazoa; Chordata; Aves; Galliformes; Phasianidae
Gene: PRELID1
Product: PRELI domain containing 1
Cellular component (GO): mitochondrial intermembrane space
Source: RefSeq, a predicted model, not a curated record
CGUGCGAGCGAGGCGGAAGUGCGCGGCGAGGGACGGGGCCGCAUGGCGGCCGCCCAGCAGGCCAGGGCCGGAACCGGGGCGGCGGCGGCGCGGCCCUGAGCCCUGAGCACAUGGGGAAAUACUGCGCCAGCCUGGGCGUCCUCAAGGGGCCCUGGGACCAGGUGUUCGCCGCCUUCUGGCAGCGCUACCCCAACCCCUACAGCAAACAUGUGCUGACCGAGGACAUCGUGCACCGGGAGGUGACGGCGGACCACAAGCUGCUCUCACGGCGCCUCCUGACCAAGACCAACCGCAUGCCGCGAUGGGCCGAACGAUUCUUCCCGGCCAACGUCGCACACAACGUUUACAUCGUGGAGGAUUCAAUCGUGGACCCCAAGAACCGAACCAUGACCACGUUCACCUGGAACAUCAACCACGCGCGUCUCAUGGCAGUGGAGGAGCGCUGUGUCUACAGAGUGAACCCUGAGAACAGCAGCUGGACCGAAGUGAAGCGCGAGGCCUGGGUCUCCUCCAGCCUCUUUGGCGUCUCGCGGGCAGUCCAGGAGUUUGGUCUGGCCAGGUUCAAAAGCAACGUGACCAAGAGCACUAAAGGAUUUGAAUACGUGCUAGCAAGGAUGCAAGGAGAAGCUCCAUCUAAAACUCUGGUGGAAACAGCAAAGGAAGCAACUGAGAAAGCAAAGGAGACAGCUCUGGCUGCUACAGAAAAAGCCAAGGACCUGGCGAGCAAAGCAGCCACCAAGAAGAAGCAGUUCGUGUGAAGAGCUGGACGCAGGCAAGAGCUGGGCUACGCCAGAACAGAUAGGAGCCUCCUUAGAUUUUAUAUUUUUAACUGUAAAAGUCUGACAAUCAGCUGCUGUUAGAUCCUAAGGUGUAAUUAUCAUUAAAGAGUCAACUUCCACCUCUGA